AGAAAAUGUCAAAAACUGUGUCAACAUUAACUUUUUUUAAACUAAGUGUAAGUAAAGUGAUUUAUUUUUGACAAUAAAGAUUGAUCAGAAAAAAUGAGUGUUUUUCUGUGUUUGGAACAGGUGUUGUCCAAAGUUUAUUUUCGCAUGUUUUCCUGUUGAAAGAGCAGCUUUUCUUCCUCUCUCCWCAGCGUAGUGACGGCUCAUUAAAGUCACCGGAGUGUGAAUAACACGUCCCUGAAAACUGAUGGGAGUCUGAACGAGUUGACUUUUCACCCUGAGCUGAGAAAAGUGUGGCGGCGUCAGAUAAGGACACGAUGCUGACUUUCAUCCAGCUGACCGCUUUGCUGCUUCUGACGAACUCGAACGUCGCUGAGAAACUUUUCCACAGCCGGGAUCAUUCGGACGUGCAGACGCCACAAUCUCACCGAGCUGCUGUUGUAACCRAUGAAUUAAAAGCAGAGUUAUUUCUCUCUAGAUACGGGUUCAUCAAGCCAGUUAACUGGGAGGAGGCCCAGCUGGAGGAUCCCGACUCAGACCCAGAUGACUUCCUGGAUGACCUACAAGCCAGAAUCCAGGAGGGGACCUCRGUGCUUCAUUCGAGGGACAAAUCUCAAAUUGGUCAUCACGAUGUCUUCAAAAGCCAAGCCGAGAAUCGAGCAUUUAUUUCAGCCCUUAAAGAGUUCCAGAGGGUGUCAGGUCUGGUUGUCACAGGUGUGUUUGAUGAGGCCACUAAGGAGGCGAUGAACAAACCGAGGUGUGGGGUCCCCGACCAGAACAUGGACCUGAACGCCCCUGUGGAACCYGAGAACAAUCAGACUGAUAGUUUUGACAAAACUGACAGCAACAACACAAGUGACCUCUUUAGCUCCGGCAAUUACUCUGAAGAUGACCUAUUUGGUUUUAACAACACCGAAAGUUUCCUCGUGAAUAUUUCAAACGACACRAACUCGAAUACGUCGAUGAACAUCAACAACACCAGCGUGGAUGGUGAAAUGGGAAAYGUUGGCGGGAACACGAACCAGAGCGGAGCAGUCCGGCGCAGAAGGCGUCACCUCGCCUUCCUCGUGUCGGGGAGGCGUCGGAAGAGGGACCUGGCUGAAUCCGGAUUCAUGGCCUUUUCCAAGACGGUGCUGAAGUGGCGGCUGAUCGGAGAAGGCUACAGCAGCCAGCUGAGCGUGGAGGAGCAGAGGUAUGUCUUCAGGUUGGCCUUCAGGAUGUGGAGCGAGGUGUCGCCGCUGGAGUUUGUGGAGGACGUGUGGUCGCCGCUGGAGGAUGUUGACAUCAAGCUGGGCUUUGGCACAGGGAGGCAUCUGGGCUGCAGCCAGAGGUUCGACGGAACGGGACAGGAGUUUGCUCACGCCUGGUUCCUCGGUGACAUWCACUUUGACGACGACGAGCAUUUCACUGGCCCCAACUCUCACAGUGGAAUCAGCCUCCUCAAAGUGGCGGUUCAUGAGAUCGGUCAUGUUUUGGGUCUACCCCACACCUACAGACCUGGAUCUAUAAUGCAGCCCAGCUACCUGCCUCACGAGUCAAGUUUUGAGAUGGACUGGAUGGACAGAAAGGCAAUACAACAUCUGUAUGGUGCGUGUAAAGGUCGAUUCGACACGGUGUUUGACUGGAUCCGAAAGGAGAAGACGCCGUACGGAGAUUUGAUCGUCCGCUUCAACACGUACUUCAUGAGGGAUGGCUGGUACUGGCUGUAUGAGAACAGGAACAACAGAACACGUUACGGCGAUCCGGUUGCGCUGCAAAUCGGCUGGCAUGGCCUUCCCAGUGAUGGUGUUGAUGCACAUGUACAUGUGUGGUCCAAAAAGAGAGAUGUUGUUUACUUUUUUAAAGGUACUCAGUUCUGGAAAUAUGAUAAUGAGAACGACCAGGUGUUCAUAAAGGACUCUGAUGGUCAUCGGUACCCGAGGCUGGUUUCUGAAGGUUUCCCUGGGGUGCCCAGUCCCAUCGACACAGCCUUUUACGACAGGAGAGACUCCCACAUCUACUUCUUCAAAGGCACUCAAGUGUUUGCAUUCAGUGUGGAAACCAGCAGCUUGGCAAGGGGCUUCCCCAAAACCAUCAGAGACGUUUUCCCUCCAGUGGAGAGAGGAGACCAUCCAGACGGCCACAUCGACGCUGCCUACUUCUCUUACACCCACAGCGCCAUCUUCCUGCUCAAGGGCACGCGCUUCUGGCARGUAGCGGGCAGCCGCCAACGCUGGCGCCGGCCCUUGCUGCCUCGAAACGGCUUGUUGCCACACAGGGAGGUGGACCAGCAGUGGUUUGACAUCUGCAACGUUCAUCCCACUGCUCUGAAACUGACCCGCUGAGUGCACAGAGAUGGAUUAAACCACGUAAUGAACUCAUUCACCUGUAGGUAAAUGUGCUCCCACGGGUUUCAGGACAUUCGUUGUUUAAUUUUUUUUAUUUUUGUGUGUGAUAGUGUGUAGAGACAAAAACAACUWUUUUGUUGGCUUAUUUUCACAGAAAGGUGCGAGUGUUUGAUGUAACAGCUUCUGUUUACUUUAAUUUUUCUCCUUAGAGACGUUGAGUUUGUUUGCACAAAUCAUUUUUUAUGUGUUUUACUGUAUGGUUCAGAUGUUUUCUGGUGUAUGGGUGAGCGUUUAUUUGAGUUUUUCCUCACAAGCAAAUAAUUUUACUUUAACUUGUCAAAAUAAUUAAUUUAUUUUAGGAAAUUAUGCUCCAGGUGGAGCCCAGAUGAGUAUCAAUGUGCUGCAGGUGCUCCACAGGCAAAACAAAUKAAUUUAAAUAGAAAUCAAUUAAAAUAAAAAGUGUUACCGCACAUUAAGAGGAGAGUUAUUCCUCUCAGAUUUAAAGAGGGGAGCAUUAAAGAGACCAUUGUGAGGUUCUGUAAAAAAAAAGGUUCUGAACAAUAAAUCUGUUGUUUUAUGUAACUAUGA
Messenger RNA from Austrofundulus limnaeus, 2912 nucleotides. It is a transcript of the gene mmp21, whose product is annotated as matrix metallopeptidase 21. Lineage: Eukaryota; Metazoa; Chordata; Actinopteri; Cyprinodontiformes; Rivulidae. Bases 315 to 2321 code for a protein of 668 amino acids. Gene Ontology annotation, biological process: proteolysis; collagen catabolic process; extracellular matrix organization. Gene Ontology annotation, molecular function: zinc ion binding; metalloendopeptidase activity. Gene Ontology annotation, cellular component: extracellular matrix. The record is from RefSeq and is a predicted model, not a curated record. The transcript is spliced from 8 exons.